Messenger RNA from Musca vetustissima, 588 nucleotides. Its product is annotated as ninjurin-A-like. Lineage: Eukaryota; Metazoa; Arthropoda; Insecta; Diptera; Muscidae. Gene Ontology annotation, biological process: tissue regeneration; cell adhesion. The transcript is spliced from 3 exons. The record is from RefSeq and is a predicted model, not a curated record. Bases 1 to 588 code for a protein of 195 amino acids. Gene Ontology annotation, cellular component: membrane.
AUGAACUUAGAACAAAUAUCUGAGGCUGAUGAAGAUGACUUUGAUGAUCGUCCUUUUGCUGUAGGACCCAGAAGUGGUGUUGAUGAUGGACUACUGCCAAAUGGUGGCAGCGGUGGUGGUGGUGAUGCGAGUCAUGGUGUGGCCGACAGAAAACCCGAAAGACCUUCAAGACGUCCUAGUUUUAGUUUUCCCGGCUACGAUGGACCCGGUUUUGUAACAAUCAAUGGUGUGGAUACCCCCAUACCUGAUGUCAAUGCCUAUCAACACAAGAAAACCUUGGCUCAGGGUAUGAUGGAUUUGGCCUUAUUAUCGGCAAAUGCCAAUCAAUUGCGUUAUGUUUUGGAAUCAUAUGGUCGCCAUCCAUAUUAUUAUCCCAGUUUGGUAUUCAUUUCAUUGAGUAUUGUAUUUCAGAUUGCCGUAGGCGUUGGCCUAAUUCUGAAUAGUAAAUACAAUAUUAAAAAUGAGCGGGACAUUUGCCGGGCAAAUAAAAUCAAUAAUUAUACGGUUAUUGGAAUUUUUGUUGUAACGGUGGUAAAUGUUUUCAUAUCGGCCUUUGGAGUUGCAGAACCCGCGGAACGAAGUACUUGA